UUGUUUUGAAUGCGGAACUGUGCAGCAAUCUUUUCGACUAACAAAAAAAAAUCUUAAAUCUUGUCUGGCUCUUCUGUUUUUCUUGUCGUUUUCUUCAUAAAGCAAUGACCGACGGGAUCGCAUCCCAAUUACCUGACACUGUUCUCGAAGUUAUUUUCUCGUUUUUAGAUUUACAUGAAUUAAGAAAUUGUGCGCUAGUGUGUUCAAGUUGGAGUCGAUACCUAAGUGAUGAAAACAAUGACGUCUGGAGAUUACAUUGCAUACGGAAAUUAGCCGAAGAAGCUCUGAAAACUGACCUGCUAUCAUCAGUUCCAACAUACAAAUCUAAAUUGCGAGCAUGGUAUCACGCAUGGAAUCCAAAUGAUUGUUCGCGAAAUAUUUACGUCAAAGCCAAUGGAUUCACGCUUCAUAGAAAUCCUGUGGCACAAAGUACUGACGGAACUCGAAGUAAAAUUGGAUUCAGACAAGGACGACAUGCCUGGGAAGUUAUAUGGGAGGGACCUUUAGGGACUGUGGCCGUAAUCGGAAUCGCGACAAAAGAUGCCUUACUACAGAAUCAAGGAUAUAUGGCUCUUCUGGGUCACGAUAGCAACAGCUGGGGUUGGAAUUUAGUGGACAAUCAUUUGCUGCACAAUGGCAAUGCGCAGGGGAAUUAUCCUCUGCUGAACAAUGCGCCGAAAUAUCAAGUGGGCGAACGAAUACGAGUGAUUUUGGAUUGUGAUGACAACACGCUGUCGUUCGAAAAGAAUUAUGAAUUUUUAGGAGUUGCUUUUAGAGGUUUACCCGAUAAGAAACUGUAUCCGAGCGUUUCUGCCGUGUACGGAAAUACCGAAGUUUCAAUGGUGUAUUUGGGACCGCCUUUGGAUGGUUAAUGUUCAGUGUAGCUGUUUUAUUCAACUUUUAUAUAUUCAAGUGAUCAUCAAAGUGAACUACAUUCCAAUUUAGCUAAUAUCCGAACAUUCAAUUCUACGCGACAGGUAGGUUCAAUUGAAGAACUGACACUAAUUUCAUGGUUGAGUCAGCUGAUUCACACUUUCUGUUUCGUUUCUUUUCCUUACUUCAAUUGCGUUUCGUGAGUUUCAUGUCGUCAUUUAAGCGAAUCAUAGUUUGUUGUUGAUAGCUGAACCGAUUUUAACACAUUUUGAUGUGAUAUCGGCUGCAUCAAAAAACGGCAUCAAUUAACACGUAGACAGUUCCAACUACACACAAAUUUGAAUCGUCGUAUCAAAGU
Molecule: messenger RNA, 1231 nt
Organism: Bradysia coprophila
Lineage: Eukaryota; Metazoa; Arthropoda; Insecta; Diptera; Sciaridae
Gene: Fsn
Product: F-box synaptic protein
Biological process (GO): synapse assembly involved in innervation; proteasome-mediated ubiquitin-dependent protein catabolic process
Cellular component (GO): SCF ubiquitin ligase complex; synapse
Molecular function (GO): protein binding
Source: RefSeq, a predicted model, not a curated record